Dovyalis caffra is the source of this 615-nucleotide messenger RNA. NCBI's taxonomy places the organism in Eukaryota, Viridiplantae, Streptophyta, Magnoliopsida, Malpighiales, Salicaceae. The record is from the annotation of a GenBank genome assembly.
AUGGACAAAGAGAACAUUUCAGAGUGCAUUUUAGGAGGAAAAAAAUCUUCUGAAAAUUCAAAGAUUCCAACCGAAGUUAGGCAAGUGGGUCAAGUUAGUCAAACCAUAAUAAUGGAUCCAUCGCUCCUUUGGUCCAGCAAUAACUGGGGGCAGAAUGAAGCAACCUCAAAAUGUCUACGUUCCAUUCAUGAUGGCCUUCUUGGAGUGGUUUGGAGGAGUUCUGAGGUAGAAAAACAAUGUGGAAACUCAAGGUUUCGGAAGGCAAUGAUCCAUGGCUUAAAAGUACAAUUUUGGGAGUUUGAUCCUUAUCUUGGAACUUCAGAAGAGAUAGCUGAAGUGGAAAAUUAUCGAAAUGAGUUUACGAAAAACCGGUUUCGAAUCAAACACAGUUCUGAUCUUCUAAUGAGAUUUCAGUUUGCAAGGGAAAAUCCAUGUGAGAAGAUGGAGCUGUCUAUGGUGAAAGUAGAAAGCGAAGAAGAAAUCACUACGGAAGUGGUGGAUACCACAUUGAGAAGAGCCUUGCAAUUUUAUUCAACUCUGCAGUCGGAGGAUGGAUUCUGGCCUGGUGAUUAUGGUGGCCCUUUGUUUCUUCUACCAGGCUUGGUAGGUUCUUGA